AUGAAGACUUUCUCUCAAGGAAUGUUAAGCACUCCAAAGUUGCACAAAGUCAAUUACGAGGAAAUGGAAAUAGAAAAUGAAGGGAAUGAUCUUAAUAAAAUCAUAUAUGGAUUGUGCAAAAAGAAGGACAAGGAAAUCUCCAUUGAUUUCAAGUACAAGACAUUCAAAGAUGAUAAUUCUGCAGAAAUUUGCUAUAACCAACAUCCAACUUCCUUCUAUCAAAAUUUAACACACUUGAUCCUUUUGAAUUGUGAAAAUAUAAAAUAUGCAUUUCCACCUUCCAUUGUCGGAAGUCUCCACCAACUCCAACAACUAAAGAUAAGGUAUUGUAUGGCCUUAGAAGAGAUUGUUACAAAAGAAGAAGGAGCAAAUGUUGUGGUCAAUUUUGUCUUUCCGAAUGUAACCUUAUUGACGCUUGAGAAUCUGCCAAAUCUUACAACUUUCUGUCCUGAAAUACAUACUUUAGAAUGGCCAAAGUUGAAGGAAUUGGUGGUGAGAAAUUGUGCCAAAUGUUUGAGCUUCAAAAGCAUCACUGAGGAGAGUGAAAUUGAUAGUUUAGAUCCAAAAGCUAUCUUCUUGGACGAUAAGAUCAACUCCCAUUUGGAGGUAUUUGAAUUUCGGAAUGGUUUAGCCGAAAUUACUUGGCAAAAUCAAUCUAAAACUCUUGAAAUCUCAUAUGAUAAGUCAGCAUAUAUUCCACUUGGACCCCUUCAGAGAUUUCACCAUCUGAAAAAGCUUCAACUAAAUGGCUGUAAUUACAAAGAAAUUAAGAUGCUAGCGGAUCUUCCAAGUCUUGAAGUUCUAGAUGUAUCUUGGUGUAAAAUGUUGUUGAGUCCACUGCUAUCUACACCUUCUUUCCAGAAUCUUAAAGUUCUUACAGUAGAAGGUUGCCAUGGAAAACGAGGGCGAUGCAGCGUCGAGUAG
Molecule: messenger RNA, 924 nt
Organism: Mangifera indica (mango)
Lineage: Eukaryota; Viridiplantae; Streptophyta; Magnoliopsida; Sapindales; Anacardiaceae
Exons: 4
Coding region: 1-924 (307 amino acids)
Source: RefSeq, a predicted model, not a curated record